This is a messenger RNA of Ananas comosus (pineapple), 1126 nucleotides long. RefSeq lists its product as uncharacterized. Bases 202 to 873 code for a protein of 223 amino acids. The record is from RefSeq and is a predicted model, not a curated record. The transcript has a single exon. NCBI's taxonomy places the organism in Eukaryota, Viridiplantae, Streptophyta, Magnoliopsida, Poales, Bromeliaceae.
UACGCCCUCACUACUUUUUCGCUCUUCCCAUAAUACACCUCACCACCGUACACUUCGCUCUUGUUGUUAAUAUUAUUAUUACUAUUAUUAUUCGCAACUUGUGCCUUUUCCUACUAUACCCUCUUCAAACAAACGCUUCUCUCUCCUCCUUCUCCCUCCCUCCCUCUUUCUCUCUCUCUCUAGCAUCUGAGAGAGUCUCUAAUGGCGGAUUCGGGAAACCCUAAGAGGGCGAGGGGGGAGGAGGAGGAUGAGGAAGGGGAGAGAGGGGAGGCGAAGAGGCUCAGGGCGGAGGAGCUCCUCGAGAUCCUCGACGGCGACGACGCCGCCGCGGCGGAGGAGCUCGCGUCCGUGAUGCGGAGCUUCGAGGAGGAGAUCGCGGCGGCUUCGCCCCCGCCGCCGCGAUCGGCGGCGGCGGAGGUUGCCGGAGAUGGGAGGGAGAUGGAUCUGGGGUACCUGUUGGAGGCCUCCGACGACGAGCUCGGCCUCCCUCCGACGACGACGACCACCACCACCACCACCACCACCACCACCGCCUCAACGGUGACGACGACGACCGUGACGGAGGAUUCUGAGGCGGCGGCGGCGGAGGAGGAUGGGGGAGUAGGGUCGGGGGGAUUAGGGUUAGGGUUAGGGUUUGGGGAGAUGUGGGGAUUCGAGGACGAGAUCGGGGGGUGCUACGAGGGCUUCGGGUUCGGGAUGAGCGACGCGGCGGAGGAGGCGCCGGAGCACCACGCCGGCGGGGGCGGCGGCGGCGGCGGCGGGGUGGUGGUUUUAGGGUUUGAUGGGGGGCUCUUCGAUUACUCCGACGUGGUCUGUGGACCGUCCGAUCUCGCCGAUCUCUCCUGGCGAUCGGAGUCGCUCCCCGCCGUCUGAUCCCGAAUCAACGGCCCUCUUACUUUCUCUCUCUUUCUAUUUUCCUUUUAUUUUUUUUUUCCCCUUAAAAGAAAAGUGACUUUGUAAAGCUUUUUUAGACAAGGAAAAAAACGACAGGAGCAAAAAAUGGAUAAAAUUGGAAAAAAUAUAUAUAUAUAUAUCUAUAAUUAUUAUGGACCGUUUGAUGAGGAUCGUCCGAUGGUGGAUGAUUGGGCCAGGUAAUUAUUAAUAUUAAUAAUUUAUUUUUAAAAAA